CAACACUGUCUGGUGGCAGUAAUUUUAGGUUAUCUCUUUUUCAUUUCAGAAAAAGGCGAACCAUUACCCAUUUAUUUCAGCACAGUUUGAAUAUGUAAUUAUUACAAAUUACGGGAGUCUCAUAAGGGUUCAUGAUGUCCGAAGUUGAUGGCUCUGCGCCUGUGAAACUUGAACUGAAACUAGAAGCAGAAAUAAAUUCAUGUCUUGAGAACAGCAUUUUCGUAAACAACUCGGCAUGGGCAUCGGUGAAAGACGAACCAAAAGAGACCAUCGGUGGAGGGUGCUCCACAUUUUUGCACCAUGUAGACCAGCCGCAACAAAAGGAUUGUGGCUCGGGUCUGGAACCCGGAAGCUUAAAAGAAUUUAAGUGUGAGCUUGAAUACCAUCAUACAAGUAAUACAAAGUUUAAAUGUGACGUUUGUGAAUACGCAACAGAUGUCAAACGGCAACUUCAGUCGCACCAUUUAAAACACAAAGAUACUAAAGAUUUCAAAUGUGACAAUUGCGAUUAUACCACCCAUCGAAAGUUUAGUUUAAACCGCCACCUGCUAAGGCACAAGGUUACAACUGAUGAUUUUAAAUGUAAUAGUUGUCAUUAUGCAACAAAUAACAAAUAUCAUCUUAAAUUCCAUCUAUUAACUCAUAAAUUUGCUAAAAUUUUUAAAUGUGACACUUGUGAUUAUAGCACCCAUCGUAAAUCCAGUUUAAACCGCCACCUGCUAUUGCACAAGGAUACAAAGGAUGAUUUUAAAUGUUACAGUUGUGAUUAUGCAACGAAUAAUAAAUGUCAACUUAAAUACCACCUUUUAACUCAUAAACUUGCCAAAGAUUUUAAAUGUGAUGCCUGUGAUUAUGCGACAUACAAUAAAAGAUAUUUGCACGAACACCUCAAAAUUCAUGAAAUUAACAAACGCUUCAAAUGUGACAUUUGUAACUAUGCAACAAAUAUUAAAUGUAAUCUUAAACGUCACAUUUUAACUCACAACAGUUCCACCGAUUUUAAAUGUUACAGUUGUAAUUUUGCAUCCAAUAUUGAACUUGCUUUUAAACAACAUCUUUUGACACACAAACUUUCUAAAGAUUUUAUAUGUAGCACUUGCGUUUAUGCAACUAAUAACAAAACUCACUUUAAACAACACCUUUUAGCGCACAAGGAUGGCAAAGAUUUUAAAUGUCACAAAUGUGAUUACGCAACAAACGUCAAACAACAUUUUAAAAAUCACCUUUUAACUCACAAAGUCGUUAAAGAUUUUAAAUGCGAUAGUUGCGAUUAUGCGUCGCAUAUUAAACGUUAUUUGAUACGGCACCUACUAAUACACAAAAAUUCCAAAGAUUUCAAAUGUACCCAUUGUGAUUAUGCAGCGCACGAUAAAUUCAGUUUAAAACUCCACCUCUUAAGACACAAGGAGUCGAAAGAUGACUAUAAGUGUUACAGUUGCGAGUAUUCGACAAAUAUUAAGCAGCAUCUUAGAUACCACGUUUUAACUCACAAAGUUGCCAAAGAUUUGAAAUGUAACAUUUGUGGUUACGCAACACACUACAAAUCCAGUUUGAACCUUCAUCUCUUGACACACAACAAAGUUUCAAAAGAUGAUUUUAAAUGUUACAAUUGCGAUUACGUAACGAAUAUUAAAUGUCAUCUGAAGUCACACCUGCGGAGUCAUAAACUUGCGAAAGAUUAUCAGUGUAACAUUUGCGACUAUAGAACACGUUAUAAAUCCGGUUUGAACAUCCACCUCUUACGGCACAAGAAAGUUUCAAAAGACGAUUUUAAAUGUUACAAUUGUGAUUAUGUAACAAAUAUCAAAUGCAAUCUUAGAUCACAUCUUUUGACUCACAAAGUUGCAAAAGACUUUAAAUGUGACCACUGUGAUUAUUCUGCAUACAGUAAAAGUUGUUUGAACCGGCACCUCAAAGUACAUAAAAUUAUCAAACUCUAUACAUGUGACAUUUGUAACUAUACAACGAAUAUUAAAUGUAAUUUUACUCGUCACCUUCUAACACACAAAAGUUAGAAAGUUGUCAGAAAAGAACAUGUGGCUCCUAAUGGUACAAUAGCAACUGUCACAUUUGGAAUUGUGCGUUUUUUACAUUGUAAUUGUAAUAUAAUUACUAUAUUUUAUAAGUAGUUAAGAUGAUAAAGUGAAAAUUGCAUUGUAGCACAUCUUUAUUUAAAUUAAAUUUUAUUUCAGUUCA
Messenger RNA from Photinus pyralis (common eastern firefly), 2196 nucleotides. Its product is annotated as zinc finger protein 845-like. Lineage: Eukaryota; Metazoa; Arthropoda; Insecta; Coleoptera; Lampyridae. Gene Ontology annotation, molecular function: RNA polymerase II transcription regulatory region sequence-specific DNA binding; DNA-binding transcription factor activity, RNA polymerase II-specific. Gene Ontology annotation, cellular component: nucleus. The record is from RefSeq and is a predicted model, not a curated record. The transcript is spliced from 2 exons. Gene Ontology annotation, biological process: regulation of transcription by RNA polymerase II. The coding region runs from base 132 to 2015 and encodes 627 amino acids.